This is a messenger RNA of Eucalyptus grandis, 1534 nucleotides long. RefSeq lists its product as hypothetical. The transcript has 10 exons. The record is from RefSeq and is a predicted model, not a curated record. Lineage: Eukaryota; Viridiplantae; Streptophyta; Magnoliopsida; Myrtales; Myrtaceae. The coding region runs from base 716 to 1267 and encodes 183 amino acids. Gene Ontology annotation, cellular component: chloroplast.
ACAAUGUCACCCCCUCAACUUAUAAUUUUCCUUACCCUCGCCUGCCAAUGGAAAAUAAGCUCCUUUGUCAAAUCAACGGAUGAUAAACCGACAAAGGGAAACGAAAAAAUCUCCCGCGAAUGGCGUAGAAAGCAGAGCAACACAACCCACCGGACCAGAAAUGUGCAGUUUACUUUUCGAGUUAUCUCAGGUUUUUCUUGGCGAGGGGAAACGCCAAGCCUAGGAACAUGUUCUCCUUCACUUCUGGGACUCACCCUUUAUCCUCUCCUCGGAAUCUCGGUCCACCUCCCCCUGUUUCCGGGGGAAAGAUCCAAUCUUUAUCCCCACGGCUCUCGUCGAUUCAUCUCCGUCGACGAGAAUCGCCAAUAAAUGGGAAGUGGGUUCGUCCAAGACAAGGUCCCAAGCGAAAUCGGCAGACUCUGAUGACCCAGUUAUCUCCGCACCGAAUGCACAAGGUGGCGGUGGUCCGUCGACCAGCUUCUUGUCCGUGCUCUGUCCCUUGCUCAAGCUCUUUUCCGGAGGAGAUCCCUCCGGUCAAAGGAAUGACGCUUUGGAGGUGGCAACCUCUUCAGUAUCCACCUUGGCAAGACUUCCAUGGGGUUCAAGAUCAGUAAUUAAUUUGAAAGAUGGUGAAAUCACGGUUCCAGGUCCUCCUAGGCCUUUGCAAUUGUUUGAAUUUGAGGCAUGCCCCUUUUGCAGGAGGGUCCGUGAGGCCAUGACUGAGCUAGAUCUUUCUGUCGAGGUCUAUCCUUGCCCAAAAGGGUCCGUAAGGCACAGAGAACUGGUCAGAAGUCUUGGUGGCAAAGAGCAGUUUCCUUUCCUGAUUGACCCAAACACCGGUGUCUCAAUAUAUGAAAGCAGUGACAUAGUCAAUUAUCUAUUUGAGAAAUAUGGCAAUGGUAAAAACCCAAGUGCUGGGCUACUUCAAAGCACAUUAUUCACGGGAUGGAUGCCAACAAUUCUUAGAGCAGGUAGAGGAAUGACAUUAUGGGAAAAGGCAAGACGAGACCAACCGCCAGGAAUGUUGGAACUUUUCUCAUAUGAAAACAAUCCUUAUGCUCGAAUUGUCCGUGAGGCGCUUUGUGAGUUGGAGCUUCCUUACAUCCUGCAAAAUGUUGGAGAAGGAUCUAGACGGGAAAAGAUACUUAUGGACCUAUCCGGAUCAAAAGAGGUGCCUUUCAUAAUUGAUCCCAACACAGGCAGUAAGAUGGGUGACUACAAGAAGAUCCUGGAUUACCUGUUCCAGACAUACUCUUCUGCUGCUUAGCAAGAUUAGGAGUGUAUAGAUGUACCUGCAAUCUGAACAAACAUUUACAUCCGUUUGGCUAUGUUACUGCAUGUCUGCAGAUGUGCCUUUGUGAUAUCUACAAAUAAUUCCAUGCAUAUACUUACAUGUCAAGAAAAUCUCAGGCCAACUGCUUGUAUGGCGGCAAAGGGUAUCUCUAUGCUGCCGCGCCCACAUGUAUGGACUGUCAUUACGCGACCCGGAGAACCGGAUGUGACCUAUUUGUUACAGGGACUUGUAGAAAACUUA